AUGACCACCGUCUUCGAACGCCUCUCCACGCCGCGCCACCACAUCGUGGCCGAGCGCGCUGCUGCCAAGGCGGCACGGGAGCUCGCGGGUUGUACCUUCCGCCCGCGCGUCAACAAGCGUCCAACGGCGCAGGCCUCGGAGCCUGUCUUCGACCGAUUGAUCAAGUCUCGGCAUGACAUCGUGGCCCAGCGGGCGGCUCUCAAGAUGGCGCGAGAGCUCGAGGGUUGCACCUUCCGCCCCAAGGUCAACCCAUCGCCCCCGGUCAAGCCACCGACACUUGCCGCCGCGUCCAAGGCGACCACAUAUCCUCGGCCUGGCUGGCUGGCACGCACCGUCGACCGAAUCUUGCUCGAGGCGCGUCUGAAGCAACACAUUGAGUAA
Molecule: messenger RNA, 381 nt
Organism: Saprolegnia parasitica CBS 223.65
Lineage: Eukaryota; Oomycota; Saprolegniomycetes; Saprolegniales; Saprolegniaceae
Exons: 1
Coding region: 1-381 (126 amino acids)
Source: RefSeq, a predicted model, not a curated record